CUGCCUUGAGGGGCGCAGUGUGCUGACAACCCUGCCAUGUAACGACCCAGGCUUAAAAUUCGCGAAGAAUUUUAGUUCUUGUUUUCCUUUCUGGAGAUUUUUUUCCCCACAGCGACGGCACUGGCAGGGAACCAAUCCACUGUGUUGUAAAGGAAGUAAAUUCAGUACCAAAGGGUGCUAAAAUAACCAAUUUGGUUAUUACGUUGUGCUUCCAUAAAGAUAAUACAUAUCAUUAUUUCAUAUUAUUCUGUAAGUACACUGUUUCCAACAAGGUUCUGAAAUUUCUGUGUUGGCAAGUUUGUGAUCAUCCUCACCUUAAAGUGGCACGGAAAGCCACAAGAAAGAAUAGUUCCCGCCUAUCAAUAUCAUUAUAACCGAUUUGGGAAAAUAGCCCCAAAGCCCUUGCGUUUUGUUUACUUAAAGAAUAUGUCAUUUUCAUUUGUUGAUCUUUAAAAUUUGACCCUGUAUUAAGAGUUUCAGCGACAAAGUGACAUUCUGGCUUCUGUAAUAUAAAACUUUUUUUCUGCACUUUUGCCCCAUCCGCAAUUUAUACAGACUGAAUUCAUAUAAUAUUUGCCUGUUAUGGCCAAACUCUCUGCAUCUUUAUGGAUUAACUCGGAUGUCUUCAUAAAGUCUUUAAAAUUGUUUCCAAGAGAGCCAUCCAAAAUAGAGUAUACAAGGGCAAAGACACGACAUAACAUAUUAUCAGGAUGACGCUGAAAACAAAACGCAUUAACGCAAUAAUAGCCACAAUCUCAGCAAUUUUACUUAUCUCCGCUUUAAGAAAUAUGGACGUAUCCUCAUCAAGAAGCUCUGCUGUUAACGCGUGGACUACAACACCUGAUGAGGCAGGUGACGACCAGCGCUUGUCUGCAGCCGGGUACGGACAUCCUAGGAAAAAGAUCACGAAAGACAUGCUUCUGAGACUCAUUUCCUCUCGGAUUAACACGACAAAGCAAGAAAAACAGAUGAAAGAUCAAAACUUAGGAACUGCGGCUAUCAGACGUGGAGAAUCUUCAAAUACAAGUGGUGUUGAAACAAAGACUGCGGGCGAUAAUCCCACUUCUGACAACUACCUUCAAGUAGCAAAAGCAGAAAUCAAAACAGAGAAAGAAAGUGUUGUGGAUAAACAAGAACACCAUCACCAACAGCAAGAGAAACAAGAACAACAGCAACAAAAAAGAACACAAAAACAACGGCAACGGGAUCUACAAGAACAAAAUCGCAACAUGAAAAAAGCCAGAGAGCUUCAGACUACAAUUUUACCUUUGCAUAAACAACCGAAUGGGAAAAAGAAAAACACGAAGACUGAAUCCACGCUAAAAAAUGUUUCUUUACCAGAUUCUACAGCCAGCACUGGUGAUUCAGGAGAAGAUGAUGAACAGGGUGAAGUUAUUCCUAACCUGCCAGAAGUGCAUGAUGUAAGUACGCCUGUUACAGACGCAAAUGCCGACAAAGAGGAGAACUCAGACCAAAAUAAACAUUCGGGUAAAGAUUUAGAACCCGGCGGCUCCAAGAAUGACUCUUCUGCAAACCGAAAAGAAAGCACAGAAGGAGAACAAGAAAACGAUCUGAAGGAGAAGACAGCAUCUACACACAAACGACCACGCGUCCUCAUCUUUGUGCUCACUGGUCCAAACAGCCAACACACUCAGGCGCAGUAUGUGAAGGAUACCUGGGCCAGGCGAUGUGACAAAGUUCUUUUCUUCAGUGCCCAGACACACAAAGACUUUCCUGUUGUUGAUCUAAAAAUCCCGGAGGGCAGGGACAACCUGGCUGCCAAGACCUUGAAAGCCUUCACCUACGUGUAUGAAAAUCAUUAUCAAGAGGCAGACUGGUUCAUGAAACGGCGGUGGGGGAUACGUUCUGAGCAGAGAAGCGUUGAAAAGGCUGAUGGUCCAAGGAUUGUACCCAGACCGAUGCGAGUCGGGGGGAGCGGGUGAGGAUAUCAAGGUCGCCAAGUGUUUGGAGCGAGUGGGAGUCAAGACAGCCAACUCUACAGACUCACAGGGCAGGCAUCGUUUCAAUUGUUUCCGGAUUGACCAGCACAUGACUGGGCUGUAUCCGAAGUGGUAUUACCGGAAGGACUACAACGCUACCCAGAAGGGAGUUAAAAGCUUGAGUGAUACCCCUAUCAGUUUCCACCAUGUGGAGGGGCCCGAAAUGCUUACAAUCGAUUUCCUGAUGUACUACGUGCGACGUCUAAAAACAGACCACUGGACUUCCGAGUAAUUCGUUGUACCUGGUUUGAAUUAAAAACAACUUUCCUACA
Molecule: messenger RNA, 2272 nt
Organism: Aplysia californica (California sea hare)
Lineage: Eukaryota; Metazoa; Mollusca; Gastropoda; Aplysiida; Aplysiidae
Product: glycoprotein-N-acetylgalactosamine 3-beta-galactosyltransferase 1
Cellular component (GO): membrane
Molecular function (GO): N-acetylgalactosaminide beta-1,3-galactosyltransferase activity
Source: RefSeq, a predicted model, not a curated record